This is a messenger RNA of Penicillium paradoxum, 999 nucleotides long. Its product is annotated as lysophosphatidic acid acyltransferase LOA1. NCBI's taxonomy places the organism in Eukaryota, Fungi, Ascomycota, Eurotiomycetes, Eurotiales, Aspergillaceae. The coding region runs from base 1 to 999 and encodes 332 amino acids. The transcript has 3 exons. The record is from RefSeq and is a predicted model, not a curated record.
AUGGAGAGAUAUUCUCAAUUCCGAGAUAGAGGCUCGGGCAUUGCUCCCUUCCUCCCAAUCCCCGCUGAACCACUCGGAUUCCAAGCCCCCAUUCGCAUCUUCCUAUUUUGUUUCCGCCUUCCGGUAUUCAUCUUCGUCACUCUCAGCUACUUUUUGGUCCUUCAAUGGCUGCCUAUUGGAUCACUGGGCAAAAAAGCCGCUCUAUGGUGUAUCCUUGGAGUUCCAAGCAUCUGGUGGAUUGAUCUCCAAGUCGACGGAGUUCGAAAAGGGUCUCUGAAGCAGCAGCAAGCACGCCUACCACAGCCCGGAUCAGUCAUUGCCUCGUCCUUCACAUCGCCCAUCGAUGCCAUCUACCUGGCAGCUAUCUUCGAUCCGAUCUUCACAGUAUCCUACCCAAACACUCGCCAAGUUGAGCGCAUAUCUCUUCUGCAGGCCAUUCUGCGCGCCUUCGCCGCUCCAUCCACGCAGCCUUCCCCCGGCGCUAGCCUGGUUGAUAUCUCAACCUUGCUUGAGAAAUACCCCAAUCGGCCGAUUGUCCUAUUCCCCGAAUGUACCACCACAAACGGUCGCGGCAUCUUGACCCUGAGCAACUCCCUUCUCGGUGUACCUACAAAGACCAAGAUCUUCCCCGUCAGCAUACGCUAUACACCUAUGGAUAUCGUGACCCCGCUUCCUGGGAGCUAUAUCAGCUCAUUGUGGACCCUGCUCAGCAAGCCGACUCAUUGCAUUCGCGUUCGCAUUGCGGAGUGCGUUACAGGCAGCCAAAAUUCUACCGAUUCACCUCUUUCUCGCUCCACCGGCAAAUCGACAUAUAGUACCAAUUACCUGGACGCCCUGGACGAAAAAAGCCAAGAACAGGCCUCGGCCAGCGAGAAGGCGCUGUUAGAUAACGUGGGAGAGUCGCUCGCCCGUCUUGGGCGGGUUAAGCGCGUUGGCUUAGGCGUGAAAGAGAAGCAGGAGUUCUUCCGCGCGUGGAGUCAGAGUCGUCGGACGUGGUGA